AUGGCGCCGUCGACGCCCGACUUUUUCCGCAAGCGCACCACCAGCACCAACAGCAUCGCCAGCAUCUCGAGCGCCAAGCUGCGCAGCUCGCUCGCCUCCCUCCCCUCGAGAUCUUCGCGCGAUCGGCUCCAAUCCGAAGAACGCGCCACCCCGCCCCUUCCGAGUGGUGCUGCUGCUGCUGCUGCUGCUGGCAAACUUUCGGCCGCUCCGACCAGUGUCGCUGCCGUCGAUCUCUUCGGAGGUGCGCCGCUUUCCACCACGACCAGUCCCGUCGGCGCCCAGUCCGAUCCCGACUUCGGAUCUUCCUACGAAGGACCCGGCGCUUUCCACCACCUCGCAUCGGAUCGCUCCGCACAUCUCGCUCCGUCUGGAUCCUCUGCUACACCUCCUCCUACCGCCUCCACACUCUCGAGAGUCGCGCAGAUGAACUCGGCCUAUCACGCGUCGAAUGCGCAGGAGGGUGCAUGGCUCGGUGGAGCCGUCGACCACUCGUCGCUCAGCCCGCACGGCCUCUCGCCCAAUCCACUCGGAACCCACUUUGGCACCUCGCCGGGCAAUCAAUCCGACAUGUCCAACGAGGCGCAGUUCCACUCCAACGAUGCCCUCUCGGACGUUUCUGGCUCCGGCUACGAGCAUCCAUCCGCCAACCACCUCUACUCGGACGCGCUCAACAUGUCCGAUCAGGACCACAUGGACAGCCGCACCGCCGAUCCGCCCCAGCUCCACUAUACCGCCUCCUCGGCGCUCGCAACACCAACCUUGGCCGACCAGGCCACCUACGAUGACUCGCGCGGGUACAUGUCCAGCGCCGCCACCGCCGCCGCUUCCUCGACCGACAUCGCUUCCAGCGCCCGCUUCAGCACCCAGAGCGCAUCCACGGUGCCCGGCAUCACUCCCUCCUCCACCUUGGUCGACUCCAGCAUCCCUUCGAGCAAUACGCCAAGCAUGGCCAACAACGGUCCCACCAUGGAAGACAUUGUGCCCACCAGCUUCGACGAGGGUGUGCUGCGUUCGUUGUGCGACAUCGACUGCGGCAUGCCGCUGCUCUUCGAUCGCAUCAAGCAGAGCAUGGUCUCCGCCCGCGAGGCGUCCGUCUUCCUCAAGAAGCGCGCCGUCAUCGAAGACGAGUACGCGCGCAGCAUGGCCAAGCUCGCACGCUCCACCUUCGAAACCUACUCGCUCAGCGACGCCAAGGCAGGCUCGUUUGUCAAGUCGUGGCACUCGGUGGUCAAGACGCACGAGACCAUCGCCGACAACCGUCUGCGCUUCUCGGUCAAGCUCAACGAGAUGAGCGACGAGCUCGCCAACCUCGCCAAGGAGGUCGACAAGAGUCGCAAGCACGCACGCGAGACGGGCUUGCGUCUCGAGAAGAACUUGCAGGAUGCCGAGGCAGGCGUGGAAAAGGCGCGCGGCCGAUUCGACACGGCGGCCGAGGACCUCGAGCGUCUGCUUCUGCUCAAGUCGGGCGAGUCUACAAAGUCGGGCGAGAUCCAGGGCGGCUCCGGCGGCGGUGGCAGCAGCGGAAAGCGCACGCUCGGCAAGGCGAUCGGCAAGAGCGGCUUGCUGUUCAAGAACAAGAAUCCGCAACAGAUCCUCAAGCAGGAGGAGGAGAUCCGCGCCAGGACCAGCACCGCCAGCGACGCCUUCCGCAGAGAGGUGCUCAGCACCCAGGGCAUCCGUCAGGAGUACUUUAAUCUCCAGCUGCCGCGCAUCCUGCGUACGCUCAAGGAGAAUGCAGAGGAGAUCGACAAUGGCACACAGUACCACCUCUCGCGAUACGCCUUCCUCUACGAAAGCACCGUGCUCAACGACGGCAUGGCCAUCUCGCCUGUCGGCACGGACGUGACACCCGCCAGCGGCCUCAAGGGUGCAGUCGAGACGAUCGACAACCGUGCCGACUUCAAGCAGUACAUGGCCAACUACCAGGUGGCGCACGGACGCGACUACAAGGGUCCGCGCAGGGAGGGGCCGUACGAAGAGGGUUUCCUCAACAACUCGGCCGCAUCCAAGGGCGCCGCUGCGGGUGCUGCGAGAGCACCCGCAGUGUCGGAGCGUGCGAUCUUUGGCGUGGACCUCGCCGAGCAGAUGGCUCGGGACAGUGUCGAGAUCCCGCCGAUUCUGGAAAAGUGCGCGCAGGCGAUCGAGGAAGUGGGUAUCGAGAACAUGGGCAUCUACCGGCUCUCGGGCACCACGUCCAAGGUGCAGAAGCUCAAGGCCAAGUUUGAUGCCGACUGGAGCGGUGUGGAUCUGAUGAACGACGAGGCGAUCCAGGACAUCAAUAUCGUGGCUGGGUGUCUCAAGUUGUGGUUCCGCGAGCUGCCGGAACCGCUGCUGACACACGAGCUUUAUGCGGGGUUCAUCGAGGCGGCCAAGAUCGACAAUGAUCGCUUGAGGCAUAUUAGGUUGCAUGAGCGCGUCAACGAGUUGCCCGACGCCAACUAUGCUACGCUCAAGUACCUCAUGGGUCAUUUGGAUAAGGUCAAGUCGCUCGAACAUCUCAACCAGAUGUCCGCCAGCAAUUUGGCUAUUGUGUUUGGUCCCACGCUCUUGUCGCCCCCUCCUGCAGGGUACGACGAUGGCACGGCCCACAACGGCGCAGGUGGCAUCCAGAUUCACGACAUGAGCUUCCAGUGCCGAGCAGUAGAGACCAUCCUCGACAAGUACCGCGAGAUCUUUGUCGACGAAGGCGAAGAGUAG
Moesziomyces antarcticus is the source of this 2697-nucleotide messenger RNA. Its product is annotated as rhoGAP-domain-containing protein. NCBI's taxonomy places the organism in Eukaryota, Fungi, Basidiomycota, Ustilaginomycetes, Ustilaginales, Ustilaginaceae. The transcript has a single exon. Gene Ontology annotation, biological process: signal transduction; regulation of GTPase activity. The coding region runs from base 1 to 2697 and encodes 898 amino acids. Gene Ontology annotation, cellular component: cytoplasm. The record is from RefSeq and is a predicted model, not a curated record.